AUGGAUAACAAUUCGGAUAGACGUCUCUCUUCCCACAUUCCGUAUCAAGGUCCCAUUGAAUACGGGAAUGCGGGACUCCAUGUGUCGAAAGAUAUUAUAAAUCUCCAGAAAGUAAGUUUCUAUUAUGUUCUAAACAUUCAAUGUACUUUUUUUCAGCUGGUGGUAUAUUGUACUGGACCUGAUUCUUUUUUCGACAUCGCUUCUUCGACAUUACAGCCGGACGUUCAGCAAGCUUCGCCACCGUUGUUUCCAACAUCGCAUCCGAAUAUUCAGCAUAAUGCGGCCUUUUCUACCCUACUGACACCAGCAAGUUGGCUGAAUCCUACGCUCAUUUCUCAGCCACCAGUGCCUUCUACUCUUGUCGCUUGGUCAGCUCCUCUUCCGGAUUUCUCCACUGAUUCGCCAAUGUCUCCCACUUCCCCUUUACCGUCUCCUUCUCCGCAACGAAUUCUGAAGCCCUCGGAGAUUCAACCGGUGAAGAGCUGGUUCAUGAAAAUGGAAGACGGGUCUGAAGAGCCCGACCCUGACGCAUAUGACGCUGCUGGUUUUGGAUGGGUUGGUGCCGAUCAUCCAACUCGUGCGGCUUGGAGUCAAUACGUGAAUACGAGCCACGAUUGGUCGAAGAUUAUGGAUGAACACAUUGAAAUCGCGAAUCGCAGGAAUCCAAAUAAGUGGACGGAAAAAAAACGGCACAGGCACGAUCUCGCUCCCAGAUGUCGCUCGCGGAGCCGUUCAAGGAGCCGCUCGCGUAGUCGCAGCCGUACCCGCUCCCGCUCUCGCUCCCAAUCUCGGCCCAACUCUCGCAAUUAAUAUUUCCGCUUCUUAAUUUCUGUCUCCCCUUUCCCAAAAAUUGAAAACAUGCCUUUGAAUAACGUGUAUCUGAUACAUAUGUCUGUUUUUCUUUCAACCCUGUAUCGUUGUGUUUCCACGUCCCCAUGUUUUGUUGAACAACUUUACAUAUAUCCGAACAUUGCUAAGGGAUUCUUAUAUCGAUAAAAUAAAUGGAUAAACUGAAAAUUAGUCGCUAGCUUGUUGUUCGUCUUGAAUGUCGUUCGAAAGAACAUCAAGUCGUUCAAACAGAAAGUUGUUCCAUCCAUUCCAAAGACAAGCGAAUCCAUGAUUUGUUGAAAGUUUUCCGGUGCUGUCUCCACUCCAAAUGGCAUGUGUUGUGUGUGUGUGCCCACAGGCUGAAAUUAUGGAAUAAGGGGAAAAUUUUUACAGAAAUACACACACUCACCUUAAAUUCGACGGACAUUGUCCUCGAUAUUGAAUUCUUCCAAGCAAACUUGACAGUUUCUGCCGGAAUCCACAGGGUUCUCUGCCAAACGUGAUCGUUUUGAAGUCCAAACAAAAUUUUAGUUAUUUUGUCUGCUCAUUUCACGUUCUCUGGAUUACUUUCCAAUAGUACUGCAAAACAUAUGAAUUCUAAUUUUAUGACAAAUGAGUGUAUCACUCAUCAAUUGAAAACGCCUUUCAGCCGACAACGCAAACACCAUCAUUAUCAGGUGUUGUUAUCAGUUGGUGGGCAUUACUUUCCUUCUUCCUUUUCCGAUUCGAACCUAAAUUGAAGAUGGAAGCAUUGCAAACUGACCCUAUUUCUUCUUGGAGUGAAAAACAGAAACCGAUGAAUCCAAGUGGAACGACAUUUUCUGUUAAUGUGAGUAAACUUGUUGACACUGAAAAAAUGACCGGCUAAUUCAGUUUAUGGGCUAUGUUCCUUUACCGAAUUCGAUUAUGAACAAGUCACAAGGAGAAAAAGACGCAUUAGUGAGGUGAAUUACACGUUUUUUCCAAUGUCUUCAUAAAUUCAUUCAUUCAAGAUUUCUCGUUAAUACUGUUGUAACAUCAAGGAUGACUAUGGAGUACGCAAACUUGCUCGCUCGACAGGUUACACUCGUCAGCAAACAUUUUGCAAAAUUUUUCAUUUAGGAAGUUGAGCCAUUUGUUAGUGUAGAUUCGUUAGAGGUGUUUCUGAAUGUUUCCAACAACACCAUCACCUUCUUCCACAUUUAUAAUGGAAAACAUUAUUUACUUGGACGAUAUAUGAACAACAAUGUUUCUUAUUACAAUCAUGUUAUUAUUGUAAGUUACAAAAUUGUUUGGUGAUAAUGUGAUUCUAUUUGUGUAUACGUCUUUUUUCAGGAUGACCAGUACUAUUUGGGAAUAGUGAUGGUGAAGAGGUCUCAAGAACAUAAAAGAGAAUGUAAUGUGAUAAAAUUGGCGAAUAAACAGGCUCUUCGUGAAUUGAAAGAGAAAUUUGAUUGUAUUCACAAUCUAAACCACACCCCAGUUCAAAAAUUGGAACCACGAUUGGUUAGUUGCUGUCUUCAUCGAAAUUUCGAGGAAAUGAUUGAAUACUUUUAGCGUUCAACCCAAGAUUACGAGUACAAGAUUCCAAUGCUUGCCUGUUUUCAUGGUAAAAUUUCACACGAAACAGCAUGUCUGAGAUUGUCCCAACCGGGAGACUUUCUCAUCAGGUUUUCGUUCUAUAUCAAACAUUCUAAAACGAUUCAUCUUUUAGAGAAAGUAUGUCGAAACCCGGCACAUUUGCAAUGUCAUUCCGUCAAGCAGGACCCCGAAACUUCUCGACGACUUUUGUACCAGACAAUUCUAUACAUUUUUUUAAAAAUUUUCAAAUUGUGGACAGUCCAGCUAAAAAUUCCGUAAGAAAACUACAGUACUAUCACUGAAACUUUCAUGUAAACCUUCUUGUUCCCGAAAAAUAAUCAAUAAUUCAUAUAAUAAAAGUUUUAGCUGACACAACCACAAUUUGGUCCUUUGCAAAGCAAACGGAAUUAGGACACGUAACUGUCACGUAUUCUAAGGGACCAUGA
Messenger RNA from Caenorhabditis sp. 36 PRJEB53466, 2834 nucleotides. The record is from the annotation of a GenBank genome assembly. NCBI's taxonomy places the organism in Eukaryota, Metazoa, Nematoda, Chromadorea, Rhabditida, Rhabditidae.